This is a messenger RNA of Hipposideros armiger (great roundleaf bat), 2788 nucleotides long. RefSeq names its product bestrophin 1 (gene BEST1). Bases 535 to 2307 code for a protein of 590 amino acids. The record is from RefSeq and is a predicted model, not a curated record. NCBI's taxonomy places the organism in Eukaryota, Metazoa, Chordata, Mammalia, Chiroptera, Hipposideridae. Gene Ontology annotation, molecular function: chloride channel activity. The transcript has 9 exons.
AAUAGAUGAACUCACAUGGACACACCAUUAUUACCUAAAGUCCAUUUUACAGUUUACAUUAGGGUUCACCCUUGGUAUUGUACAUUCUAUGGGUUUGGACAAAUGCAUGACUUGUAUCUCCCAUCACACUGUUGUACAAAACAAUCUCACUGCCCUGCCCCCAAACCCCUCUGUGUUCAGCCUCUUCAUCCCUCCCUAUCAUACAUUUUUUUCAAGACCAAACACACUUUGUUUCAACCUACUUUAAAAAAAACAACGAACACAACUGUCUUUUGGAUCCUUUAAAAGGGUCAGUGGUGCUUAAAACUGACUCCUUGGGCAAGACCUUCCUUCCUUCCUACAACCGUGAACUUCCCCAGGACAACCUUCAGCCAUGGAACCCCUUUGGGGUUCAGGGUUACUAGAGGAGUGGGACCUGGCUCAGGCCACAGGAGGAGCCCUCCCCUGGGCCUGGCUGGACCCAGGACCAGUCACAGCCAUCCCCUCCCAGUGUCUACACAUCUCCCCCUCCCGCUCAACCCCCACUUCUCCAGGAUGGCCCUCACGGAGGAACAGCAGGUGAUGUUUGAGAAGCUGACUCUGUACUGUGAUAGCUACAUCCAGCUCAUCCCCAUUUCCUUCGUGCUGGGAUUCUACGUGACGCUGGUCGUGACCCGCUGGUGGAACCAGUAUGAGAACCUGCCGUGGCCCGACCGCCUCAUGAACCUGGUGUCCGGUUUUGUGGAAGGCAAGGACGAGCAAGGCCGGCUGCUGCGGCGCACGCUCAUGCGCUACGCCAACCUAGGCAGCGUGCUGAUCCUGCGCAGCGUCAGCGCCGCCGUCUACAAGCGCUUUCCCAGUUUCCAGCACCUGGAGAAAGCAGGUUGGCUGGGACGGAGCUGGAGAAGUGAGCUGCUCAUGACCACAGAGCCAGGGCUGGAACAUGAGCACCAAACCCUGGUACCUGGAGAAGAGCCUGGGAGGGCAGGUGGUGGGCAAAACCCCAACCCUUCCUCCCCCGCCCCCCACCAGGAGAUGAACACCUUGCGUACGAAGUGUGGACAACUGUAUGCCUACGACUGGAUCAGUCCCCCGCUGGUGUACACACAGGUGGUGACCGUGGCGGUGUACAGCUUCUUCCUGGCUUGCCUAAUUGGGCGGCAGUUCCUUAACCCAGCCAAGGCCUACCCUGGCCACGAGUUGGACCUCGUUGUCCCCGUCUUCACAUUCCUGCAGUUCUUCUUCUAUGCUGGCUGGCUGAAGGUAGCAGAGCAGCUCAUCAACCCGUUUGGAGAGGAUGAUGAUGACUUUGAGACCAACUGGAUUGUCGACAGGAGUUUGCAGGUGUCCCUGUUGGCUGUGGAUGAGAUGCACCAGGACCUGCCCCCGAUGGAGCAGGACAUGUACUGGAACGAUCGCGAACCACAACCCCCCUACACAGCUGCUUCUGCCCAGUCUCGUCGUCCUUCCUUUUUUGGCUCCACUUUCAAUAUCAGUUUUCAGAUGAUGAAGUCCAGGUUCAGAGAGGUUAAUCUGCAUAAGGAAGAGAUGGAGUUCCAGCCAAACCAGGAGGAGGAAGCGGAGGAAGAGGACCCUCACACUGGCAUCAUCGGCCGCUUCCUGGGGCUGCAGCCCCAUGACCACCCCCCACACAGGGCAAGCUCAAAAGCCAAACUACUUUUGCCCAAGAAAGAAGUCCACCAUGAGGGCCAGCCUGAGAGCCUCGCGGGAACCAGCAAGAGCGCCAGGGACCAGCAAGACAGCGAGGCCCGGAAGAUGAGUGGGGAGGACGCCUUCAAGUCCGAUGCCCUGUAUGGAAGGUCCGGCUACCACAGUGCCCCACAGACACCCCUCAGCUCCACCCCAAUGGUCUUCCCACCCGGACAGUCAGCACCCUCAAGUCUUCACAGAAUCUCAGGCAUAGAUGGCAAUGUGAAAGACCAAAGCCUACAGCCUGUGACUCCUGGGACCAAGACGAGUUUUGAAUUGCUCCUGGAGUAUGCUGGGGCCUCAACGGAGCACCCAGAAUUGUGUCAUAUGAAGAGGAAAACUGUGGAGUUUAACCUGACGGAUGUGUCAGAGGCCCCUGAAAGUCAUCUCAGAGAACCACAUAGACGAUUUACAAGCAAGGCGCACGUUCUACUCAAUGAGCAAGAUCCCUAUUGGGCCUUGGAAAACAGGUCUGUCCUCCCCCCACACCAGAGGCACUGCACUCCCUCCGUAGGGAUGAAGCACAUGCCUAGCCUGUUUUCCAAGGGGGAUGCUUCACCAGCCUGGUCCUGCCUGUGUGUACACCAAUGGAACACUGAUCCAGUCAUAGCCAUAUAGCUGUCCAUACUGAAGAAUUCGGUCCUAUGACAGCCUGAAUUAAGUGGUUAGCUCAAUGAAUAACAAAAAUCCGUAGUUUCAGGACUACUUUACUUAACCCUUUGACUUUCAUACGUAAAAAUUACAAAAGCUAGAAUGAACCACUGGAAGGAAACAUGUAAUUCCAAACACCUAAUUCUGAAUCAGGAGUCCUUAAGUCCUGUCUGAAAUCAGCACAAGAGCCUUGGUACCUUUUCCAAACUUUGGAGUUUCACACAAUUAAGGAUGAAUAAACUAAGGAUUUUCCUAAGUACAAAUCCUCUUAGGCGUACUUCAUUUUGACUGCUGUGACUGAACUGUGGGCCUAGAUAUACUUCUAGCCCACCCCCAAAACUCAAAAGACAACAGCUGGGUACCAAAUUACUUUAUUUGAAGAAAUGGUACAAAUGAAAGAAUGUAAGUAGAUGAUUUGGUACAACUUAUAGAAAGGUCAAGGUAACCC